AUGUGGAUAACACUAAUCUUGAACACUUUCCAGGAAUCAAUUUGUUCCUCCAAAGAUGCAACUUCAGCACUAACUGGUAAAAAAUCCGCAUCCCUUUAUUUUCAUCAAAUUUGUGACGAGUUACCACCUUUCUCAACAAUUGCAAACCAAGAAAACACCAACAACUGUAAUACGAACAAUAAAAAUAACGGUAAAAAUUCAGCUGAUCGUUCAAGUGAUACAAAUAUUAAUAAUAAUAAUAAAAACUCUGUCAACUAUUGGCAAACAUCGGGUGGAAAUAGUGACCUUAGGGACAAUAUAUCAGCUUCACUGGAGAGCAAUCUGCCGGGUAAUCAGUUGAACAUCGGUGGAAACCGAGAUCGAAAACAAUCAUUAACUGUUCCUGAGGAAAUUAAAUUCCAUCCUCAUUACUCUCGCCAUCACCACCAUCAUCAUCAUCAAAGAUCAUCACCUCAUUCAAUUGGAACUCAUUCAGCUGAUCAUUCACCGGAACACAUUAGUCAUUCUCAACAUUAUCUACCUUUAAUAUCAACUCAUCAUUCUCAUCAACACCAUCAACGAGCCUCAUCCAUGGGCCAUCAGCAGUUGGAACACCGAUCAGAUGAAGGUACAAUCGAAGAGACCACAUCCCCCAAAUGCAAAAUCGAAUCAAGUAGAAGUCCAUCUCCCCUGAGUACACCUUCACCAAGUGGAAGUACAUCAUUUCAAUUUUUCUCUCGACCCGCUGACGAUCAAUCAAUUGGUUCUUCAUGCAGUUCUUCUGGUAUCGAACUUGAAUUUACUCGUAAAUGUACAGUUUCUGCUGAUAGUUUACUCUUACAUCCCGAUAUAACUGGUUCCUCUUCAGGUCACGGUGUUUCCGGCAUAAGUCUGGGAGGUGCUGUAGGAGGUGGCUCAAGGAUGGGUCACCAUCAUCAUUUAUCGUCCUCAUCACAUCAUCAUCAUCACCAUCACCAUCAUCACCAUCGUCAUCAUAAUCAUCAUCAUCUUACAGAAGUAUCUGGAUCGACAGGGACUUGCUGUGAGAGAGAUGAAGCCAAGCCAAUGUCUUCCGAUUCCUCAUUGGAAGCCGGAAAAGGUUACAAAUCAGGUUUACUUUUAGAUCCUGGAUCUUUGGUGAAAAGGAAAAUCUCUGGUAGUUUAAGUUCUGAUCAAAUACAUAAUGAUUUAAUGUUCAGUGAUAAGGUCACUUUAACGCCAGGUACUCGAAGUGUUUCACCUAAAAUGAUAUUCACUGGUAGAUUUAGACGAGAUAAAUCAGCUCCCAGUUCAAGUCCGUCAACUUCACGUAAACUUGAUCAACCUUCAACCUCUCCAUCAACACCAACAGCCUCAGGGUCAAACCAGCCCGUUACCAGUGGUAAUUCUGGUCGAUCAACGUCUUCAACCUCGACGGAGAAACGAAAAGCAUCAGUGGCCAAUGUUGUUCUUUCUGGCCCCGGGCGAUUGGCUCGUCUUUUACGACGAACUCAUUCUGCUGGUUGUUCCAAAGAUGUUCCAUCACAUGCACUUUUCCUAAGAGAAAAACCAAUGAAACAUCAUGCUGGCUCAUCGGGUACAGUCGAAGGUGAAACUGGAGAGAAACGUCGAGGACGAAAACAGGCUCCAGCCUUGGAAGAUAUGAAACAAAGGUUAAGAUUCUUGAGGCGUCGUCACACCGAUUCAUCGAUACAAUCAACCAACGUAAGGCCAACACCCGAAGAGGCUCAUAAAUGGUCUGAAUCUUUCCAGUUUCUCAUGAGAAGUAAAUAUGGUGCGAGCCUAUUUAAGGCCUUCUUGGCACGGGAAUAUAGUCAAGAGAAUAUAGAAUUUUGGAUUGCAUGUGAAGAAUUCAAGAAAGUUCGGCCUAAUAAAAUGCUAUCCAAGGCUCGUAAAAUUUACGACGAUUUUGUGGCCGUUAAAUCACCAAAAGAAAUUAAUUUAGAUCCUAAUUUACGAAGUGAUAUUUUAUCGAGUUUAACGUCACCCGAAGAGUCAACUUUCGAUAUCGCUCAGCGUAAAAUUCAAGGAAUGUUGGAACAAGAUGCUUACCUGCGAUUCCUUCAGUCGGAAUUGUAUAAAGAUUUACUCAUUCCAAGUGAACCAACAACCGCCAAGAAAACAACGGAUGCAAAUAAAUACGAAUCAGGGAAAUUAUCUCCUGAAAGUCACCUUUAAUCGAUAUAAUUGUGUAAUAAUUUUCUUAAAAAUGUGAUUCCAUUCCAACUGAUUCGUUUUGACAAACAACAAAUUUAACUCAAGAAAAUAUCUUGGAACAUUUUCCUUUGAGGAAAACAAUCUCACCUCCAAGGUUUCCAACAAUUAUAACUGCAAUUCUCACUCACACAAACACACAUAUACAUACAUUAUGUGUAUCAAUUAUUUCACAAAUUUGUUAAAUUACUUUUAUUGGUACCUUUGGUUUUACUUGGAGCAGAUUAGUAAAUUGUUAGCAGUUGAACGGCUGAUGGAAAUGUUGAUGUUAUGGAUUAACAUGGAUGGAAAAUUUAAUCAAGUUUCUUUACUCUUUGGGAUUAAUCAGAAAGGAUUUUCACAUCUACUCAAUUCAUCUCAACCUCUAUUCGAGCUUGUGUUUAACUAAUUGUAAAUUUCUGAUUAAUUGAACAAUAGUAACAUUUUAUUUGGCCGAAAGAUAAUGAAGUCCUGUUUAGAUGUUACAACAAAUUUGGAAAAUCCAAAGUUGCUGGAGUUAACAAUUUAAUGGUAAAAAUAAGGACAAAGCAUGGUAAUCAUGGUUCCCAGAAAACAAAACUAAUCAUAUACACUAAUUAUCCUUCUAAUUAAUACGUUAAUCAUCAUCAUCAUCAUCACUAAGAAAAAAAACAAUUGACUCUUUUGAAUUGGCGAAAAAAAAAUUCAUCACAACCAUUUAAAGGAAAAUAACUGACUUCAUCUUUCAUCUAAUCUCAUCUCAUCUUGUUUACUAAUUGUGUUGAUUAAUUAACAAUUGACUAUUGAGACUAAUAUAAUUAUUAGUUAGCUUUCGAAUUUCUUUCAAAUUCUGAAAAUCUUUCUCUCUUGCAAAGGCCACGUAUGGUUAUUCAAAGACGCAGUUAGCGUUUGACCAAACCCAAGAAAAUUCACUCGUCGAAUUGAAUUCCUCGAACAUGAUAUGAUUAUUUCCAGUUCUAAAUUUCUUAUACCAAAUUCCAUCUCAAAAUUCAACCACGACAGUAGAAAAAAUUUUCUCUCCUUUUUUUUUAUUGGAAAAAAAGAAAGAAAGAAAAAAUCUUCCCCUGAUAUUCAGCUGAUUCCAUGAUGAUAAUAAUUUUAUUUACACACCGAUCAAGUUGAUUAAAUCUAAUCAAUGGUAAACCAAUGUUUUCUUUUCCUCUGUAAUCAAUAGAAUCGGAAGUGAAACAUUUCCUUUUCUAUUUCUUCCUGUAAUUUCUGUACUAUCACUUCUAAGCCCAUCCACAUAUACACACAACAAACACAAAAACACCCACAACUGUGAAUAGAUUUACAUGAAUAAUGUGAAAACGAAAAAAAAAACACCGAAAAUUUGUUUCUACUGUAACAAUAAAAUGAACACUCGAAAACAGACAAUGCAAAAUUUCAAACUUCUAAAUAAUGUAUUUCAAUUCUCAAGAAUUUUAUGUAACUUAAAAAAUAACAUUCGAAAAUGUUUUCAAACUUGUUAUUAAAAGAAAAAAAAUUUCGAUUUCAA
Panonychus citri (citrus red mite) is the source of this 3670-nucleotide messenger RNA. Its product is annotated as homeobox protein 5-like. NCBI's taxonomy places the organism in Eukaryota, Metazoa, Arthropoda, Arachnida, Trombidiformes, Tetranychidae. Bases 1 to 2157 code for a protein of 718 amino acids. The record is from RefSeq and is a predicted model, not a curated record. The transcript is spliced from 6 exons.